This is a messenger RNA of Aureococcus anophagefferens, 1035 nucleotides long. RefSeq lists its product as hypothetical. The transcript has a single exon. The coding region runs from base 1 to 1035 and encodes 344 amino acids. Lineage: Eukaryota; Pelagophyceae; Pelagomonadales; Pelagomonadaceae. The record is from RefSeq and is a predicted model, not a curated record.
AUGGCCCAGCUCCACAACCCAAACGACUGCGACGCCGCCGAGGAGCAGCUCGCGUCGCUCGCCGUCGCCGUCAAUCGCCUGCCCGCCGGGUCCUUCGUGCGGUCCGGCGUCGAGGCCGCCCUCGCCGAGCUGCGGUCCGCCGUCGACGCGCGCCGCGCCGCCCUCGGCGCCCCGACACCAACACCGGCGGCGGCCCUCGCCCUCGACGCGCGCAGCCUCCUCGCGCGGUCCCUGGACGCCUGCGACGCGGCGCACCGGCCGGCGACGAACUUCGAGGCCGCGGCCUGCGCGGUGCACGCGCUGCUCCUCGCGGCCGCGCCCGAGCUGUCGUGCGUCGGCGUCGCGUCGACGGCCGCGGCCGUCGGCGGCUUCGCGCCCGCGGCGCGGGCGCUGCCCCGGGACGCGUGCCUGCCCCGGGGCUGGCGCCGCGAGGGCGGCGGCGCGGGCUUCCGCUACCGCGGCGGCGCGGACGCGCUCGAGUUCGCCGCGGCGCCCGCCGGCGGCGAGCUCCAGAUCUCGCUCGCGUCGCCGACGCGCGGCGUGGUGCACGCCGACGGCGUCGCCGUCGCCGACGGCGGCGCGCCCGCGAGCGGGCCCCCGCCCCUCGCGGCCUUCGAGGCCCUCGCGGCGUACGUCGCGGGCACCGUCCUCCCCCGGCUCCGCGCGGCCGCGGCCGCGCCGGCGCCGGCGGCGCCGGCGCCGCGCGCGCCGCCGCGGCCCGCGGCGCCGGCCGUCGGGCCCGGCUUCCCGCCCGCGGCGCCGCGCCGGCCCCAGCCCUUCGGCGACCCGCUCCGCGACGACGGCCGGCGCCUGCUCGUCGGGCCGGGCCACCCGGCCUUCGGCGGCUUCGACCCGCUCACCGCGGGCCGCUUCCAGCCGCGGUUCGACCCCGUCGGGCCCCUCGGGCCGGGCUUCCCCGGCGGCGCGCCCCCGGGCGGGGGCCGGGGGCGCCGCCGCCCGGGCCCGGGCGAGCCCGACUUCGACCACAUGCGCGUCCCGGGGCUCGACGACGGGCCCGGCGGCGGCUUCAUCUAG